GUUUGGUUUGUUCUCUCGCGAGAAGCCACGAAGUUUCCGGUGUUGUGGAUGUUCCUGGAAACAUGGCGGCCAGCUUCCGCGGCCGCCCGAUCCGGAGUCUUCGGAUGCGAGGUCGGAAUGACAGCGGGGAGGAGAACGUACCGCUGGAUCUGAGCAGAGAACCAUCCGAAAACUUCAGAGAAAUCCUUCAAAAUGUGGCCAAACCACAUGGAGUCAGUAACAUGCGUAAACUUGGCCACCUGAACAACUUUGUCAAGCUCCUCUGCAGUGUUGGUCAUAAUGAGGAAAUCUUUGGGUUUACAUAUGAGGAAAUCAUUGUUUGUUUGCGUUUAGCUUUACUAAAUGAGGCCAAGGAAGUGCGCGCUGCAGGUUUGCGGGCACUGCGCUACCUCAUUCGAGACACCAUUGUACUGCAGAAGGUCCUCAGAUUACAAGUGGAUUAUUUGAUAGCCAGGUGCAUUGACAUCCAGCAGAGCAACGAAGGGGAAAGGACUCAGGCUCUGAGACUUGUCCGAAAGAUCAUCACUGUCAAUGCAAUGCUUUUCCCCACCUCUGUUGCAAACUCUCUUAUUGCUGUGGGGACUGAUGGACUACAAGAGAGAGACCGAAUGGUCCGGGCAGCUAUCGCCAUCAUUUGCGAGCUAGCCCUGAAGAACCCAGAGGUAGUUGCCAAACGGGGAGGCCUCAGCACUAUCUUAAAAAGUGUGAUUGACUGUCAGCUGAGCCGCAUCAAUGAGGCUCUGAUCACCACCAUACUACAUCUUCUCAACCACCCACGUACCCGCCAGUAUGUGCGCAUUGAUGUAGAGUUAGAGCAAAUCCUCGCGCCUUUCACAGAUUUUCACUAUCGUCACAACGCAGACAUGACUGAAGUGCAACUCAAAGAAGACAAAGAAGCACGUUUCUUAUCAAGUAAAAUGGCCAUAGUGGCAGCUUUCCGCUCUUGGUCGGGGAUUAUAAAUUUAUGCAAGGCUGGAAAUUCCGGAAUCCAAUCUUUAAUUGGUUUACUUUGCAUACCAAAUAUGGAAGUCAGGAAAGGCUUGUUGGAGGUCUUAUAUGAGAUUUUCAGGCUUCCUGUGCCCAUUGUAACACAAGACUUCACUGAGGCUCUUCUAAGUGUUGACCGUGCCAGGUUCCAAGAUACAUGGAGACUCUCUGAUGGGUUUGUUGCUGCUGAGGCCAAAGUUGUGUUGCCCCAUCGGGCUCGCUCACGACCUGAUUUGAUGGACAACUACUUAGCGUUUGUGCUGUCUGCCUUCAUCACCAGUGGGCUGCUAGAGGGCCUUGUAGAAGUGGUGACAAGCAAUGAUGAUCAGCUUGCAGUCAGAGCCACCAUCAUCUUAGGCGAACUCCUACAUAUGGCAAACACCAUCCUUCCACAUACGCACAGUCACCACCUGCACUGCCUACCCACCCUUAUCAACAUGGCUGCCUCAUUUGACAUCCCACAGGAAAAACGGCUUCGGGCGAGUGCAGCAGUCAACAAUUUGAAGCGUUUUCAUGAGAGAAAGAAGAAAGGUGUGAAACCACACAGCCUCUAUCUGGACCACGUCAUCCGCAAGUCUGUGUCCUCACAUAGCCGCAGAGAGUCACACUCACGGGUCCAAAGGGACAUCUAUGUCAUAAAGGACACAGAGGAAGCAUUGAUGAUGAACUUGAGAGACAGUCACAUUCUCAACCACAAGCAGAACCUAGAGUGGAACUGGUUGCUUAUUGGCACGAUCCUUAAGUGGCCACACGUAAAUCUCAGGAAUAACAAAGACGAACAGAUGCACAAGUUUGUGCGGAGGCUGCUGUACUUUUACAAGCCCAGCAGUAAAUUGUACGCAGGUCUGUCAUUGGAUCACCUUAAAGCAAGACAACUCACUGUGGUUGGCUGCCAAUUCGUUGAGUUCCUCGUGGACUCCGACGAGGAUGGGCAAGGUUACCUGGAGGAUCUGGUGAAGGAUAUGGUAUCUUGGCUGUCUUCGUCUGCAGGCCUAAAGCCUGACCGCUGCCUGCAGAGCAAUGGCCUGCUCACCACUCUUAGCCAACAUUACUUUCUCUUCCUGGGAACACUCUCUGCACACCCUCAGGGAGUCAAACUUUUAGAGAAAUGUGGCCUGUUUCAGUGCCUGCUGAAUCUGUGCCCACUGAAGAACCAGGAUGCUGUGCUGAAACUUGCUGUAGCCACACUGGACUACAGCAGAGAUGGUCUGGCAAGAGUAAUCCUCUCUAAGAUUCUCACCGCUGCUACUGAUACCUGCAGAUUGUAUGCCACCAAGCAUUUGCGUGUACUGCUGCGAGCAGGUGUGGAGUUCUUUAGCAGCUGGGGCAUGGAGCUGCUGGUCACACAGCUGCACGACCAUAGCAAGGCUGUGUCCAUGGAGGCCCUUGACAUUCUGGAUGAGGCCUGUGAGGACAAGGCCAACCUCCAUGCGCUAAUCCAUUUGAAACCUGCUUUGUCCCACUUGGGAGACAAAGGCCUCCUGCUACUCCUCAGGUUCCUGUCCAUACCUAAAGGUUUCUCUUAUCUCAAUGAGCGGGGUUAUGUCAGUAAACAGCUUGAUAAAUGGCAGAAGGAAUACAACUUAAAAUAUGUGGACCUAAUAGAGGAGCAGCUCAACGAAGCACUAACAACAUAUCGCAAACCUGUUGAUGGAGAUAACUAUGUCAGACGCAGCAACCAAAGGUUACAAAGACCAAAUGUCUAUCUGCCUGUGCACUUGUACGGUCAGCUCGUACAUGAUAAGACAGGCUGUCAUCUAUUGGAGGCUCAGAGUAUAGUUCCUGACCUCAGCUACACUGUUCGCUCCCCGAUGCUGGACACCUGGGAGGGCAUUAAACAGCUGAAAGCUGCUCUUUGGGCUCUGGGCAACAUUGGCUCUUCAAAUUGGGGCCUGAAUCUCCUCCGUGAGGAGAAUGUCAUUCCUGACAUCCUUGCAUUAGCUCAGCAGUGUGAAGUCUUGUCAGUAAGAGGUACAUGUGUUUAUGUGCUGGGAGUGAUCUCCAAGACCAGGCAGGGGUGUGAGCUGUUAAAGCAGUAUGGUUGGGAUGCAGUCAGACACAGUCGCAAGACAUUGUGGCCAGUCACUCCAGAUGAGGUGGAAACACAUCUAACCUCUGAACUGUCGUCUGUGCCAAGCACGCUCAGCCUCAACUCUGAAUCAACCAGCUCCCGCCACAACAGUGAGAGCGAGUCUCAACCAAACAUGUACAUACUGGACGAUGACAAGUGUGAUGUUCUGGACCAGUCAGACGAGGCGCCUUUCUAUGUACACUCCAAGCCUGUCAAGGACCGCAGCCCCUUCACUAUACUGGCCUCCACGCGCUUCGUUCGUGCACGUUUUUUCAACUCCUUGUCUCUUCCUAGCAAGAAACUACGUUCCACUAGUGAUCCUAAGACCCCCACUGGCUCCCGCACCCCAACUGAACUUAAGACCGGAAAUAUGCGGCGUAACCGGACAGUGACAGAGCCCUCUGUUUACAGCCCAUGUCAGAGCGACGUCUUCUCCACUGUGUUUAAUGGCAGAGGAAUGCCAAAAAGUCCUACUGUCAGCCUAGAGACGUCAUUUGUUGGGACCAGGGGGGGAUCUGAAGAGCAUCUUGUGGAUGGAAGGCUGGCCAGGGGAGGAGGUUCAGGUCUGGGACUCAGUGGUCUGGGAGGACACAUAGAGCACCCGAGUCGAGAGCGAGAGCAGAGCAGUCGAGAGCGUCUAACAGGGGGAGACGGUGGUUCCUCUUCGAGCGGAGGUAAUGUGGGAGGUGGUGGUGGAGGCACGCAGUUCAAAAGCCGCAGUCAGAGCUUUAACACGGACACCACGACCAGCGGCAUCAGCUCCAUGAGCUCCAGCCCAUCUAGGGAAACCGUUGGAAACCCCGAACAUUCCGAACCUGAGCCAGACUCUUCUGACUGUGUUAGCCUCAACACAGUUGUGUCAGCCAAGACUGUUAAGACCCUGUCACCCCUAACCCCCCAAUCUCAGACCAACCACAUGUCUGCAUCGAAGUCCUCCACUGUGUCUUUGGUACCGCCCGGCUCCUCGCACACACUCCCCCGGCGAGCUCAGUCUCUUAAGUCCCCCUCAGUGACCACCAUCAAGAGUCUGGCUGACUGCAGCUUUAUGUAUACCAGCCAAAGAGAUGCUUUGGGCUACGCCACACUGAAGCGGCUGCAACAACAGAGGAUACACCCGUCUUUGUCCCACAGUGAAGCACUGGCUUCACCUGCAAAAGACGUGCUCUUCACAGACACCAUCACCAUGAAGACUGGCAGCUUGGACUCCAGGCUAACACCUCGCAGGCUAUCAGAUAGGAGAUGUACCUGCCCAGAGCCCAGCAUCUUAAGUCCUUACCACAGACUGUCAAGAACACUUGUGCCGCGGUUUUUGAAGGCCCUGAGCUUCGCCUCUCUCGAUAAAGAGGAGCUCCUCAGCCCCAUCAACCAAAGCACACUGCAGCGCUGCUCGUCGGUGCGCUCCAUGGUCUCCAGCGCCACCUAUGGGUGCACCGAUGACUACAUCGGCCUUGCGUUGCCCGUGGACAUUAAUGAUAUGUUCCAUAUUCGAGACACUGCGUACUUUCAGCAGAGGAUUAGUCCACCUUCAGAGGAGAGGAAACGCUUUGUCUUUGGUGACGGAGACGGCGACCGUCCCGCUAUCCCACUACUGAAGCAACAGUUCAGUAUCACAGAGCUAAUCGUGAACCGAGGCGACUGCCCAAACCACACGGUGGGCUCAGACGAGACGGGACUGCAAGAUCAUACUGAGGAGAACUGCCUCUACUGUGUAGGAGCCUUGGUCCUCGGAUAUCCUGCACAGCCGCCCACCAACAGCACGCGGCCUCGAUCAGACUAUGUGGACUUUCCAUCCUGGGGAGGCCAGAGCAGCCAUCGUCUGGAAGUGAUGCCUCAGUCCAAGUUCUCUGGUGUGUCAGGAUGCAGCGAUGCCGCCGUGUCACAAGACUCCAUCUGUGGCACCCCCACACCUAGUGACAUUGUCAUUGUUGGCAAAGCGAUAUCAGAGGACGGCCCAGCCUCACGGGUCCUGCUGAGGAAGGAAGUGCUUCGUCUCAUCAUCAACCUCAGCUCAUCUGUUGGGACCAAAGGCCACGAAACAGGACUUCUCACGAUAAAGGAGAAGUUUGCGUAUGCGUUUGAUGACAUCUGCCUGUACUCCGAGGUGUCUCACCUGUUAGCCCACUGUAUGUUCCGCCUCACAUCCCGACGCUUCAUACAGGAGCUCUUCCAGGAUGUGCAGUUCAUGCCAAUGUACGAAGAGGCAGAGGCCAUCCUGACCAAGCUACCAAAACCCGUCGAAGUAGACGGGGAGCCUCCUGCGGAAUGCUGAUCGUCGUCCUCCCUCCUGUGUCACCAUGACAACGCCGCCCGACAAACUAUGAACCGUGAGACCGACCGAUGAAAGGGGAGGGAGAAUUUUUUUUUUUCUGUCGCUCCAAACAGAGUGCCAGCAGCCAAGGAAGAAAAGGAGUAAACAAAGAUCAGUAUCUGGUGUUUGACAAAAACCGGUUUAGUGCUGUUUUUAAAUGGCCAAAAACAAGGAGUAAACCAAUAACUGUCUUCAGAUUGGGUUGGCAAUCAGGAGCAAGACUUGAUAAUGCGUCACAAUAACAAACAAAAUUCUAAUGACAUUUUGUGUCCUUCCAGCAGUUGCGUCUACCCAGUGAUUCCUCACAUCAUGCAAGCUUUUUUCCUUACGAAACAAAACUAAACAAAGGGUCCUGCUGGGGGGUUUUGAUUUAGAUUUUUUUAUCCGAGACGUUUUCCUAGUUGUUGCCUGAUCGGUACUAUUUCACAUUUCUUGCCACAUGACUUUCCCACAAUUCCUUUUCUAUGAUCUCAGACAAUCAAGCAUCUGUAGUAUUGUCAUCUUCAGCGCUAUACAGUAUAUCCUUACUCGCUACUUUCUUUCAGUCAUUUUCUUCAGCCAUUGUUGGUAAGUUUUCUGGUGUGUGUUGAUCUUUCUACUUCUUACAGAUUUCGCAUCAACCCAGCAGCUCCCCCACACUAUGCCUUCUUACCUCCGUGCUUCACUUCCUCUGCAUGUGUAACGCGCAUGGGCCAAGUUGUCACCUUAACCUUUUUUUUUUUUGUAAUUUAGGUUGCCAUUGGAACGCUGCCACGACAUUGUAGGAGUAGACUUGUUUAUUUCCACGAUGCAUUGUCAUCGUCAAGUGGCUAAGACGAGAGAGAGAGGGGGGGUUAUCUGUUUUCCCUUGGCUUGUUUUUUGCUCUAAUGCUGCUACACAAAUGGACUCAUAGAGAGAUGAUUCAUAGAUCGGCUGAGUGAUGUCAGACCCGAUCUAUUUAUUAUAUGUCUGUACCAUAGAGUGAGCUCAACCAGAGAAGAGAAAAAAAAAAAAAAGUUAUUUAUAUUUUUCCUCAAGACUGUAUUAUAAUUUAAUAAGUUGUUGUUUUUGUUUAGUUUGCCUAAAUCGUGGUUUCCCCUGUAUAUUGUGUACAGUCUGUUUUGGGGGCAUUGAUGACCUAAAGAAACAUACAAUCCUAUCAAAGGGAUGCGUUGUUAAUAAAAAAACAAAUUGAAA
Messenger RNA from Nerophis ophidion (straightnose pipefish), 6543 nucleotides. RefSeq names its product rapamycin-insensitive companion of mTOR-like. The transcript has 38 exons. Lineage: Eukaryota; Metazoa; Chordata; Actinopteri; Syngnathiformes; Syngnathidae. Gene Ontology annotation, molecular function: protein serine/threonine kinase activator activity. Gene Ontology annotation, cellular component: TORC2 complex. Bases 63 to 5327 code for a protein of 1754 amino acids. The record is from RefSeq and is a predicted model, not a curated record. Gene Ontology annotation, biological process: TORC2 signaling; positive regulation of phosphatidylinositol 3-kinase/protein kinase B signal transduction.